AUGUAUCAAACUGGAGCUACUUCCUCGAUUUCAGUUGUCGUAGAUGAUUUCAACAAGGACCACCGAUUAGAUAUUGUCGUUGUAAACAAUGAUACUGGUGCCAUAAAUAUUCUCUUUGGACGUUACGAGGGCUUUCAAAAUCAAACAAGGUAUUCAGUUGGCUCUAAUCCACAAUCUGUAGCUAUUGGUGAUGUCAACAACGACACUCGACUAGAUAUCGUUGUCGCCAAUUUGGGUAGCAAUGAUGUGAGUAUCCUUCUUGGAUAUGGGAAUGGUUCUUUUGAAAAUCAAACACGGUAUUCAGUUGGCUCUUCUCCACAAUCUGUAGCUAUUGGUGAUGUCAACAACGACGCUCGACUAGAUAUCGUUGUCGCCAAUUUGGGUAGCCAUGAUGUGAGUGUCCUUCUUGGAUAUGGAAAUGGUUCUUUUGAAAAUCAAAAAAGGUAUUCAAUUGGCUUUUAUCCACAAUCUGUAACUGUUGGUGAUGUCAACAACGACUCUCGGCUAGAUAUCGUUGUCGCCAAUUACUAUAACAAUGAUGUGAGUGUCCUUCUUGGAUAUGGAAAUAGUUCUUUUGAAAAUCAAAAAAGGUAUUCAGUUGGCUCUUGGCCACAGUCUGUAACUAUUGGUGAUGUCAACAACGACACUCGACUAGAUAUCGUUGUCGUCAAUUAUUGGAGCAAUGAUGUGAGUGUCCUUCUUGGAUAUGGAAAUGGUUCUUUUGAAAAUCAAGCAAGGUAUUCAGUUGGCUCUAAUCCACAAUCUGUAGCUAUUGGUGAUGUCAACAACGACACUCGACUAGAUAUCGUUGUCGCCAAUUUGGGUAGCAAUGAUGUGAGUG
Molecule: messenger RNA, 841 nt
Organism: Rotaria sp. Silwood1
Lineage: Eukaryota; Metazoa; Rotifera; Eurotatoria; Philodinida; Philodinidae
Source: the annotation of a GenBank genome assembly